Molecule: messenger RNA, 2376 nt
Organism: Oncorhynchus masou masou (cherry salmon)
Lineage: Eukaryota; Metazoa; Chordata; Actinopteri; Salmoniformes; Salmonidae
Product: B-cadherin-like
Exons: 13
Coding region: 104-1954 (616 amino acids)
Biological process (GO): cell-cell junction assembly; multicellular organism development; homophilic cell-cell adhesion
Cellular component (GO): catenin complex; adherens junction; plasma membrane
Molecular function (GO): calcium ion binding; cadherin binding
Source: RefSeq, a predicted model, not a curated record
UUGAAUGCAAAAUUGGUUGAUGAUAAGUGUCGCUUUAGCCAAAUUGAGUUAUUUUGUCACGUUUUUAUUGUUAAUUAGUUGAAAUUACUAGUAUUCCCGAACGAUGUCAUAUGACAUUACCAUCUUCCUGAUCUGGGGUUGGGCCCUGGGGAGAAUGUCUGAGGCUUUACAGUCAGGUAAUGGCUUUGACUAUCCACUGACUGGAGGGGAACAAACCGCGGAGGGCUUCGGUCAUGAGGAUGCUGGCAUUGCCUCUCAGCCUAAAUAUCCUGCAAGUCUUCCAGUUCUGGAGUUUCCAAAGCCUUUGGUAGGUCUGGUGAGAAGGAAAAGGGAUUGGGUCAUUCCUCCCAUCAACUUCCCAGAGAACGCAAGAGGCCCUUUCCCCAAGUACAUGGUGCAGAUGAGAUCCAUCAAUGAUAAAAAGGUGAAGAUCCUGUACAGCAUCACUGGUUCUGGAGUAGAUCAACCCCCUGUGGGACUGUUCGCUGUGGACAAAAACUCUGGCUUUCUCUAUGUGACCCAGCCUUUGGACAGAGAGAGACAAGACCAUUAUGUGCUUUUGGCUCAUGCUGUUGGCGCGGGUUUAGCAGAAGAAUCAAUGGAGAUUAUUGUUCAAGUAAUUGAUAUGAAUGACAACAAGCCAGUUUUCACCCAAGAUCCUUUUACAGGGAUUGUCCCGGAAGCAUCCCGACCAGGGUUUGAGGUCAUGGAGGUCACAGCCACCGAUGCAGAUGAGCCUAACUCAGCCAAUUCUGAUGUCAGAUACACUAUUAUAAAUCAGGAACCUGUGCUGCCGAGUCCCAACAUGUUUGUCAUCAACCCUGUCACAGGAGGGAUCCGGGUCAAUGCUGCUGGACUGGACAGAGAGAAUUUUCCAAAAUAUACAUUGGAAAUCCAAGCUGCUGAUUUGGAGGGCAAUGGUCUGAAAUGUUUCGGAAAAUCCAUAAUUACUGUAAUGGACAGGAAUGACAUAGCUCCUCAAUUUGAGAAGUCUUUGAACACGGUGUCUGUCCCAGAGAACAAAGUGAAUGCCCUUGUGGUCAAAUUGCCAGUGAGUGAUGGAGAUGAGCCACACUCUUCCAACUGGGCCACCAAGUACAGGAUUGUAGAUGGAGACCCAGGUGGAAUGUUCACUGUAAACACUGGACCUAGUAGACUGGAAGGAAUCAUUACCACAGCCAAGCCCCUUGACUUUGAGAAGGACAAUCGCUACACCCUGUUGGUGACUGUGGAGAAUGAGGUCCCAUUUGCCACCCCCCUGCCCACCUCCACCUCCACAGUCCAGGUGAAUGUGGAGGAUCGGAAUGAUGCCCCUGUCUUUGACCCAGUGGAAAAGGUUGUUUCUAUAUCUGAACACCUGCCAGUGGACAGUGAUUUGGUUCUGUAUACAGCCAUUGAUCCAGACAUCAUGGCACAUAAACUCAUGUAUCGCAUGGACAGAGAUCCUGCUAAAUGGCUGGACAUCAACAGUGAGACCGGAAUGAUCAAAACCAAACACUCCCUGGACAGAGAGUCUCCCUUUGCCAAAGAUGGCAAAUACAGAGUUCUCAUUCUCGCCAUCGAAGAUGAAAUCCCUGCUACUGGAACUGGAACCAUUCUGAUAGAGCUGGAAGAUGUAAACGACAAUGCUCCGACUAUUGAUGACACCCCGUUGAAGCUCUGCAACCAAGACCCCCGUCUAGUGCGUUUGGCUGUGACAGACAGAGACGGGCCAGGCUUUGCUGAAGCCUUCAGUGUAGAACUUCUGGAAGGGUCCAAUAUGUAUUGCGCUGCCCAAAUGGACGAAACAGGAACUGUGGUUGAAUUGACAUUCAAGGCCAUGAGGGAGCAGAGAAACUUCUACAUUAAUCUGAGGGUCACUGAUGCUGGCGGGCUGGAACAAGACCAUGUCAUUCACGUCACCAUGAAUGAGGACAGCUGCAUGACCUGGGGGGAUUUCUGUGUUAGAUCCUGACCUAUAUGACAUUUCCUUAGCAUUUUAUAGCUUGCAGAGCUGGAUUGCUUGUUUUGGGAAGGUUGUCACUUUUUUGACAGCAGGGGUAUGUCACAAAGCCAGAAAUUAGUAGGAAAAUUCACAGCUAAUUUGCCAGUAUUUUUUCCAUCAAAGUACUGAACAUUUUUCGGAAUUACUUAUGUCAACGCAUAUUUUUUUGUUCACAUUUUCUAUUUCUUUUGCUCGUUGUGUGUGCAUUUUUACAUUUCAAGGCAGAUAUGGGUUUGUAUACAUUUCCUCGGGAACUGCUGAUAUAUUUUACAAUUGUUGAGAAGGUUGCUUGUUUUUUAUUUCCAUGGAGAACAUGAUCAUUUGCAUGCUUGCAGAGAGGUUUAUGCAUGUUUCUAAUAUAAAUUGAAUAAAGCCUUUUUGGUUCAUUCUCA